Messenger RNA from Cyclopterus lumpus (lumpfish), 1809 nucleotides. RefSeq names its product neuropeptide Y receptor type 2-like. Lineage: Eukaryota; Metazoa; Chordata; Actinopteri; Perciformes; Cyclopteridae. Gene Ontology annotation, cellular component: membrane. The coding region runs from base 1 to 1809 and encodes 602 amino acids. Gene Ontology annotation, molecular function: peptide binding; G protein-coupled receptor activity. Gene Ontology annotation, biological process: neuropeptide signaling pathway. The record is from RefSeq and is a predicted model, not a curated record. The transcript has 2 exons.
AUGGAUCCGUCCCGGGACCGGCCGUCAGACUGGAGCUCCGUCCGGCCGAGCUUCUCACCGCUGCUGCAGCGCGACGGCUCUCAGGAGAGACUCAACCACACCUACAGCUUCCACAUGAUUCUGCGCUCCACCUUCAGCUCCCCCACCGCCUCCCUCCACCAACCCUUACCCUCUCUAUUCUCUAGCACCUCGGCCACUGAACAGACGUCGGCUUCAGUCCACCAGCCCUCCUCCUCCUCCUCCUCUUCCUUUUCUGCCAACGACCUGGCCGACCUGGAGAGCAUGCUGCUCUGGACGCUCCACGAGCCCAGCACCAUCGCUCUGACCGUCAUGUACUGUCUGUCUUUCAUUUUGGGAUUCGCCGGGAAUUUGAUGUCCCUGCGCGUCCUCACCAACAGGCGGAGCCGGCGGCUGGCCGGCGUGAGCGCCACACGCAGUCUCCUGGUGAACCUGGCGGUGUGCGACCUGGCGGUGGUGUGCGUGUGCAUGCCCAUCACCCUGGGCAGCCAGAUCUACACCGCCUGGGUCUACGGCGACCUCCUCUGCCGGGCGGUGCCCUUCACGCAGGCCGUCUCGGUCUCUGCCAGCGUGCUGACGCUGACCGUGAUCAGCGUGAACCGCUACUACAGCGUUCGAUCCCCGCUGCGAGCGCGCUCCAUGUUCACCCGCCGGCGGAUCUUGGCGACCGUCGGCGUGGUGUGGACAGUGUCCUCCAUCAUGUGCGCUCCCAUCGCGGUGAUGAACCGGCGACGCCGGAUCAGCUUUGGGGCUUUUGCCAUCCUGGUCUGCGAGGAGAAGUGGCCUCAGCAUCGCCUCAAACAGGGAUACAAUGUGCUGCUGUUUGUGAUGCUCUACUGCCUGCCGGUGACCUUUAACCUCACCAUCGGCUUCUUAACCGGCAGGCGGCUUUGGCGAGGCAAGAAAACCACUUUCGCCGACCUCGAUCCUCGCAGCGAGGCUCUGCACGCCUCGCGCCUCAAGACGCGCCAGAAGAUCGCCAAGAUGGUGGUGUGCCUGGUGCUGCUGUUCGCGGCGUCCUGGCUGCCGCUCUACCUGAUCGACCUUUGGAUCGACUGCGAGCGGAGGCCGCCGUCUUGGUUCCUGCAGACGCGGCCCUUCGCCCAGUGGCUGGGCCUGACCAACUCCAGCCUCAACCCCAUCUGCUACUGCUUCAUCGGUGAUCUGUACCGCUCGGCCAAAGUGAUACGGACGCGCUACUACCAGAAGGUCGCCGCUCUGUUCGGCUCCUCCUCCUUCUCCAGCUCCGUCGCCGUGGCGUCUCCCGGCUCGCUGAUGACAGACAGCAAAGUGACGGCCUCCGAGCGCCGCCACAUCGCCGCGGCGGCGGCGUCCAUGGCUACGAUCCCCAGGCUGCUGAGCUUGGCUCGAGGCCAGGGGCUGGGGCAGAAGGUCGUGGACAGUUCCGACAGCCGGGCCGGGUCCCACCACAGCAUCUCAGACUGGUGCCGCUCCAGUCCCAGCGUGUGCGAUGGCUCCUUGUUCCCCUGCCAGCUGCACGCGGUCCAGCACUCCACAGAAAGGGCAGACCUCCUGCCCGCGAGAAGACACUCUGUAAACGAGAGCGCGGGAUCCUUACCUUUAAGGAUGGAGUCGCUGGAAGUAGACGUGCUGCCUCUGAGGAGGCACUCGGGGGGCAGGAUGUACGGCCUCCCAGCACAGAAGACAGACAUCAUUACCACGGGCAGGGACACGCUUUGCUACAGCGGGCAGCGCACGGGCAAAACAUCACAAACCUACUUUCUGGUAGAAGACAGGGAGGAUAAAACAACCGAUAUGACCAGCCUGUGA